UGCGCAGCCCCGUGUUUCUGUCCUUCUGCUGCUGCAGCUCGCGGCUGUUCAAACAUUCGAGAUCUCUCUCUCUCUCACACACUCUUUCUAAACACAGCGUCUCACUAAGAAUGUAAGCCAUCUAUGUCUAGGUUUGUUUAAAGUCUGAAUCUUUUCUCUUUAAGGCUGAGCUUGGUUAUCAAGGAGACCAUAUAGGUAUUUCUCAGUGUGAGUAAAGUCAACAUCUGAGUCUUGUGUGUCCGCGCGCUCGCCUUCAAUCAAUCUCGCGCUCCGCGGGCACGGGACUAUCAGCGGUCCGCAAUCUUCUCCUCAGUGGGAAUGGAUACAGUGUCAUUCCUCUCUUUUUACCCGUGAAUGGACCAAGAAUUAGAGAAGUUUUUGCUCGAUUUAUGCUUCUGUUUGUUUUGAGCCCCUUUUCCAGUUCGUUUUCUUGCUGGCGUUCGACUCCAAACUUGUGGGAAGGAUGGACAAGGACGGACUGGUUGUGCUGUUAGUUUUCUUAAACGUGUUUUUGAUCUACACGGAUGCGUUCAGAAGAGACACCGCGGAGAGACAUUCGAGAUCUGAGGGGGGUUUCUGUCGGAUCUUGCGGACGCAGGCGCGGAGCGCUCGGAGAGACGGACAGAACGAGUUUCGCCUCAAAGUUGAAGGAGAGCCAGAAACUUACCAACCCGGGAGCACCUACAGAGUGAGUUUGUAUGCCUCCAGCCCAUCAUACUUUCGUGGUUUUACCCUCAUUGCUCUGAAGGAAGGAAGGGAGGGCGUGAGUCCUGACGAUUAUGCUGGCACUUUCAAGCUCAUUGACGAAAGCGACACACAGUUCAUGACCAACUGUCCUCCAGCUGUCACAGAGAGCAUCCCCAGAAGACGCACACGGAUACAGGUGUUUUGGACAGCGCCACCUUCUGGCAGCGGCUGCGUCACUCUCAAGGCCAGUGUUGUGCAGCGAAGAAUCAUUUUCUUCCAAGACGAGGGCUCGCUUACCAAAAGAUUGUGCGAGAAAGAUCCCGUUGCGAUUACUGAAAAACCUGCUCAGGAGUGCUGUGCUUGUGGAACAGCCAAGUAUAGAGUGACUUUCUAUGGAAACUGGUCGGAGAAGCUGCAUCCCAAAGAUUACCCAAGACGUGCUAAUCAUUGGUCGGCUCUCAUUGGAGCGUCUCACACGAGAAGUUACGUGUUAUGGGAAUAUGGAGGAUUUGCCAGUGAAGGAGUCAAGCAGGUGGCCGAGUAUGGUUCACCCGUCAAAAUGGAGGAGGAGAUCCGACAAAAGGGUGAUGAUGUUAUGACAGUCAUCAAAACCAAAGCCCAAUGGCCCGCCUGGCAGCCUCUUAAUAUUCGCGCCGCCCCAUCGGCUGAGUUUUCAGUGGAUCGAGUCCGACAUCUGAUGUCCUUUUUGACCAUGUUGGGUCCCAGUCCUGACUGGAACGUGGGUUUGUCUGGAGAAGAUCUCUGCACCAGGGAUUGUGGUUGGGUCCAAAAACUGGUGAAGGAUCUGGUGCCGUGGGAUGCUGGGACUGAUAGUGGCGUCUCUUAUGAGUCUCCCAAUAAACCCAGCAAUCCUCAGGAGCGCAUUCGACCCCUGACCAGCUUGGAUCACCCACAGAGCCCAUUUUAUGACCCUUCAGGCGGCCCCAUGAUACCACUCGGCCGAGUGGUGGUGGAGAGAAUCGCAAGAAAGGGAGAGCAGUGCAAUACCGUGCCCGACACGAUAGACGAUAUCGUCGCUGAUAUUGCUCAGGAGGAGAAGGAGGAAGGAGAUAACACUCCAGAGACAUGCAUUUACUCCAACUGGUCUCCGUGGUCGGCCUGCAGCUCCUCCACCUGCGAUAAGGGGCGGAGGAUGAGGCAGAGGAUGCUAAAAGCGCAACUGGACCCCAACCUGCCCUGCCUGCACACCCAAGACUUUGAGCCUUGUAUGGGGCCGGGCUGUAGCGAGGAGGAGGCCUCUACGUGUAUGAUGUCUGAGUGGAUCAGCUGGUCACCGUGCAGCGCUUCAUGUGGGAUGGGCAUGAGGUCCAGAGAGAGGUACGUCAAGCAGUUCCCAGAGGAUGGAUCCAGCUGCACACUGCCAACAGAAGAGACAGAGAAGUGUGUGGUCAAUGACGACUGCUCACCCAGUAGCUGUGUGGUGACAGAGUGGGGCGAGUGGGAGCCCUGUAGCGUGAGCUGUGGUUUGGGCAUGAGAAGGAGAGAACGCAUGAUGAAGAUGGACGCCUCAGACGGUUCGGCCUGUCGAGUGCAGAUGGCAGAGGCAGAGAAGUGCAUGAUGCCCGAGUGCAAUGCAGUAGUGUGUAUGCUGUCUCCUUGGUCAGACUGGGGGGAGUGCAGUGUGUCCUGCGGUGUGGGCAUGAGAACCCGUCAGCGCAUGCUAAAGACGCCCGUUGAGCCGGGCCAGUGUCCAGAUGAGCUGGAGCAGGUGGAGAAGUGCAUGCUUCCUGAAUGCCCUACAGACUGCAUGCUGUCAGAGUGGUCAGCCUGGUCCGAGUGCAACAAGUCUUGUGGGAAGGGCCACAUGAUCCGCUCUCGGAUGGUCAAGCUGGAGCCUCAGUUUGGAGGUCUGCCCUGCCCUGAGACGGUCCAGAGGAAGAAAUGCAAGAUCCGCAAGUGCUCCCGAGGCUCCCGGGCCAGCGAGAAGAGGAAGAGGCAAGAGGUUUCAGACAGGAGGAGAGCCAAGCAGAGCCGGGAGUCUGUGGCAGAGGAGAGCACAGUAGUCUGUCCGAUACGCCCUUGGUCCAGCUGGACGGAGUGUACUAAACCGUGUGAUGGGGGGACUCAAGAGCGAGUGAUGAACAUAAAGAAAAAGGGCAAAUCUUCACAGCCCAAUCACUGCAAAAACAAGAAGGAGAUCCGUGCGUGCAACGUGCACCCAUGCUAAAAGUGACUCUUUAUCGCUGUAAUACACAUACACACACAUACACAUGCCAGCACACACAGAUGCAGCUCACCAAGAAGCUGAAUAGGGCAAAAAUGAUGUAGUUUUAACCCAGGGUUUUCAGAAACGGCUGAGGGGUGUGUGUUCCAGUUACAGCUUGUAGGAUUUUAGAGUAACACACACGUGGACCAGACUUGUUAUCCGUGAAUAGUUUUAGAUGCCUUCCUAACGGGCGUAUACUGUAUCAAUGUAUAACCAACACUUUUCAGUACCAACGAGAUCCAUGUGCACUUCUUUGCAUCAUUCAUUAUGCACAAAGCAAACAGAUUCAGACACGUAGCAUUCCUCUAAAUGGUUUUCUUUCUGCAUCCAGGCAUUUUGGAUGCAACGUCAUACUGUUUGUGAAGGAAAGCUGUGUUUACUGUCAGCAUUUCAGUUUCUAAUCCGGGGCUGCGUUUAUUGAGCGCAAUCAAGGUGGGUCACUCACAAAUCAAUGCACAAUUGAUUCGGACAACAAGUGUUUGGGUGAGGAAGGACGAUUCUUUUUCCUCAAUUGUCAGAAGAUUUAGUUGAAUGCAGGCUUAGGAUGAUGCCUAUAGGUAGUUUAACAUUGUAUAAGCACAGCUAAGCAUAACCAUUAAACUUUUUUGUGAGGGGAGGGGGUUAUUUUAUAAAUCGUGAUAUGUUAACUUUGAGAAAAUAGAUUGCAGUUUUUUAUUGCGUUAUUAGAUGUAUAAGAGGCUAAUGUAAAAUAGUAACUCCUAUAUAGGGAAAGAAGGCAUUUCAGUUAGACGUUUUCUUACUUUUAUUGUGUAAUUUUGAUAUAUUAAGCUUCAAAAAGUCUUGCCAAAGUCAAGUGUGGAUUUUCCUUCAUUAUUUUCUGUCUCAGUCUGUUUAUCUUCUUUUCACUCUCCUUUCACCUUUCCUCUGCAAUAUCCUGCUAUUUUGGAAUAAAUCUUUACAAUAAAAGUUGAUGUGACUACA
Messenger RNA from Danio aesculapii, 3856 nucleotides. It is a transcript of the gene spon1b, whose product is annotated as spondin 1b. The transcript is spliced from 16 exons. NCBI's taxonomy places the organism in Eukaryota, Metazoa, Chordata, Actinopteri, Cypriniformes, Danionidae. The record is from RefSeq and is a predicted model, not a curated record. The coding region runs from base 464 to 2875 and encodes 803 amino acids. Gene Ontology annotation, cellular component: extracellular matrix. Gene Ontology annotation, biological process: cell adhesion.